GCCCGUCCCCUCGUCACCCGUCCACACCUGUUUCUGUCGGCUUCUCAAUCAUUCGCAAUGUGGUACCCCAAGCUCGCCGCCUCGUUCCUGAUUUCCCUGCUGGCCUCCAAUGCCGUCGCGCAGCUCGACGUCGAGGAGGUAGAGGACCCUAGCACCUCACCCAACUACGACGUCUCCAUCACCGCCAGCUUCCCCAACUCGGAGAUCUUUGGCGUCAAGCUCGUCAACGGCCACCCCACCGAUGUCGUCUUCGAUGUGCGCAACGGCGAGGACACGCCUGUCACCGUCCAGCUCAUUGGCGGCUCGCUCAUCUCCACUCAAACCGACAAGAUUGUACGCAACCUGACCGCCGCCCGCUACCAUGUUCGCAUUCCUGGUGGCACCAACGAGACCUUGACCUACAACUUUGCGACCGAGAUGCACCCCCAGGACAUUAGGCUCAACCUCGCCGCCGUCCUCCGUGAUCACAGGGACAAGUUCUUCACCGUUCAGGCUUACAACGAGACCGUUUCUGUUGUUGAGGCGCCCACCAGCAUCUUCGACCCUCAGAUCAUCUUCCUCUACCUUGUUCUCGCCGGCGUUUUCGCAGGAACCUGCUACUUCAUCUACUCCACUUGGAUCACCACUCUCUUCCCUCAGAAGCGCGGUCGCGGCAAGGGUGGCGAGCGUGCCAAGGCCUCCUCUGGAGGCUCCAAGAAGGUCGAUCCCGCCGAUCAGGUCGCUGUUGUGGGAGCUGAUGGCCCGGCUGUCACUUCUGGCGCAAAGGCUUAUGACGAGAGCUGGAUCCCCGCCGGCCACCUUCAGCGCCCUGAGGCUAGGCGCGUUAAGAGCGGCACUCCCAAGACCAAGGCGCGUGCUUAGGCAACACCACUUUUGGGUGUACACGAGUAUGACGCGGAAUAAGAGGAUGCUCAGUUUGACCGACAAUGAAUUUGUCCGGUGCGGCGUCGACACGUUGGUUAUGGGUUUCCGCGGAGGGUGUUGGAAAUGACGGUCCCCGCGUGGACGGGACGAUGCACCGGUGAUCUAUCGUGGCUUUCGCUUAAGAGGACGCCGAGUUUGACGGCGAGACAGCGCGACUGCAGCCGCUGCCGGCAGUGCUGAUGGUGGUGGUCGCGCUGCUGUUGCCGUUGGGCAGAGCCAAUCUGUUCGAUUGUCACGACGGCGCGUGCUACGGCGUACGACUACUUACUACAUAACUACUACAAUAUGUAACGAAAAAAGCCUGUCUGUCCGAAUUUCACAAUUGCAAUUACAAUCGCUUUGACC
Messenger RNA from Aplosporella prunicola CBS 121167, 1269 nucleotides. RefSeq lists its product as uncharacterized. The coding region runs from base 58 to 861 and encodes 267 amino acids. The transcript has 3 exons. The record is from RefSeq and is a predicted model, not a curated record. Lineage: Eukaryota; Fungi; Ascomycota; Dothideomycetes; Botryosphaeriales; Aplosporellaceae. Gene Ontology annotation, cellular component: endoplasmic reticulum; endoplasmic reticulum membrane.